AUGGAGCUUCAAAUACCAACCGUCACUACCGACGACUUACGCGCCUUCCAUGCGCAACACUUCCCACACGCGCCGCCGCCAGAACACAUACUUCAUGGCUUCGAGCCAGAGGUAGAAGUAGCUGAAGAAUACUACGACGAAGCCGACGAUGGGCUGGGCUACUACCCCGACGGCACGAAGCGCACCCUGACCGACGAGCAAAUCGCCAUGUUUCGACACUCCGAAAUCCAUGCAAUGCUCCGCAAACGGCGCGUACAGAAGGAGAACGGUGAAGUCUCCGGGGAUGACGCUACCCCUGCAAGCCCAGCGGCGACGGUUCCACCUACCCAAGAAAGCUCCUCAUGUACGGCUGAUGUCGAUAAGACGCUGCCUGAUGCGUCUGCAGAACCGAAGAAGCAACAGUGGGCGACCAACAGUGCCACAUCAAAAGCCAAGGCCAAGAGAAAGCGGGAUCGGUACGCGAAGAGGAGGAAAGAAAGAAGGUUGGAGAGAGGCUUGCCGCGCAGACGGAGUGGGCGCGACGGCGCAGACAGCGGCGAUAGUGACGAUGGAAGCGACGAAUGGGACGCCUGGCACCAAGCGAACGGGCCCGACGUGCAAAAGGACGAGACCCUCGAUCUGGAUUAUUGA
Molecule: messenger RNA, 630 nt
Organism: Alternaria novae-zelandiae
Lineage: Eukaryota; Fungi; Ascomycota; Dothideomycetes; Pleosporales; Pleosporaceae
Exons: 2
Coding region: 1-630 (209 amino acids)
Source: RefSeq, a predicted model, not a curated record